AUGUAUUUUAUCAGUUUUGUCACUCCACCAUUUGUUCUUCACCAUGUGCGUAUAUCUGCUUUUAUUGUCUUUAACUUGGCCUCAUUUCCUUCUUCUGAUCACCAGGAUCCCAAUCGAUUUUGGAUCACUGGAGUUAUCAAUGCACCAUGUACUCCAUUUUUACUAAAUGGUGACAUUGAUUUUUCCAAAUUUGAUGUCUAUGUUGAUUUUCUGGUGUGCAGUAAAGUUGACAAUAUUUUUGUGAAUGCGACAACAGGUGAAGGUAUGGCACUUACAGUUGAAGAACGCAAACUCACUGCUGAAGCAUGGAUAAAAGCAGCUCGAAAUAAGUUGAAAAAGAUUAUUGUCCAUGUUGGUUCUGGCAAUAUGCGUGACAGUAUGGAAUUGGCAAAACACGCUCAAACAGUCCACGCUGAUGCAAUUGCAUGUAUGUGUCCUGUGUUCUAUAAACCCCGAAAUGAAGAGAGUCUGGUUGACUAUUUGUCCAAAGUUGCUGCCUGUGCACCUUCCAUACCGUUCUAUUACUACAGCAUUCCUUCCAUGACCAAUGUCCUUUUGGAUGAUGUAAAGAUUUUGCAAUUAGGUAUGUUGAAGAUUCCCACAUUACAUGGAAUGAAAGAUUUCUCAGGCUGUCUGACACGUUCCCUUAUUUGUGCACACCUCGACAGACGACAUCUCCAAAUCAUAAUUGGAACACUUGGGGAUAUGCUUCCAGCCUUGUCAAUUGGAAUUCCAUGUCCAAUUAUUCCUGCAUACAUGGCACCAAUUUAUCAUCGAAUGAAAACAGCUCUGGAACAGGGAGAUUCUGAAACUGCCAUGAGGGACCAGCUAAUGGCUGUGAAUGUUUGUACAAUUGCUGCAAAACACAAUAGUGAACUGGUAUCACGAGAAAAAGCAAUGCUUUCCUUAUUUGGAAUGGAUGUGGGUCCUGUACGACUGCCUUUAAUCACAAUGACAGAAGAGAAAAAGUUUGCAAUGAAAGCAAAACUUGAGGACUUUGGUUUUGUGUUUCCACAGUGUGAAUGA
Acanthosepion pharaonis is the source of this 1026-nucleotide messenger RNA. NCBI's taxonomy places the organism in Eukaryota, Metazoa, Mollusca, Cephalopoda, Sepiida, Sepiidae. The record is from the annotation of a GenBank genome assembly.